AUGAAUGCAGCAGGAGGGUUCGUGCCACCCACGAUUAUUUUCCCUCGCAAAAAUUCAAGUGAGCAGCUUAAGAAAGGAGCUCCUCCGGGCACUUUGUUUGCAUUUCACCCCUCGGGAUGGAUUCAGACUGAGCUCUUCACUAAAUGGUUUGACCAUUUUUUGAAAAGGACAAACCCCACCAAAGACAGUCCAGUACUCCUUAUUUUAGAUGGACAUCACUCUCACACUCGAAAUACUGACGUAUUCAUAAAAGCCCGAGAAAAUUUUUUAACAAUAUUAUGUUUGCCUCCUCAUACAUCGCAUAAGAUGCAGCCUCUGGAUAAAACAGUCAUGGGUGCCCUGAAAACUUUCUACAGUGAGGAAAUAAGGCUAUUUAUGCGGGCACAUAAUAGAGCCGUAACACAUUUUGAUAUGGGCGAGUUAUUUGGAAGAGCCUAUACAAAAAUUGAGACUGCGGAGAGGUCAAUAAAGGGAUUCAGUACAACUGGCAUUUACCCCUUUCGACGAGAUGUUUUCUCCGAUGAAGACUUCUUAGCCGAACAGCAAAGACAUCAUGUGCCCCAUUCUGUCACAGCAGAUUUUCCAGAAAAUAAUGAACCAGCGCUAUGUCAUUCACCAAACAUUCUCCCCAAGGAUAUCGCACCAAUACCACAACUGAAAAAAAAAUAG
Molecule: messenger RNA, 669 nt
Organism: Acanthoscelides obtectus
Lineage: Eukaryota; Metazoa; Arthropoda; Insecta; Coleoptera; Chrysomelidae
Source: the annotation of a GenBank genome assembly